Emericellopsis atlantica is the source of this 1747-nucleotide messenger RNA. Its product is annotated as Pex12 amino terminal region-domain-containing protein. Bases 199 to 1470 code for a protein of 423 amino acids. Gene Ontology annotation, cellular component: peroxisomal importomer complex; peroxisomal membrane. The transcript has a single exon. The record is from RefSeq and is a predicted model, not a curated record. Lineage: Eukaryota; Fungi; Ascomycota; Sordariomycetes; Hypocreales; Bionectriaceae. Gene Ontology annotation, biological process: protein monoubiquitination; protein import into peroxisome matrix. Gene Ontology annotation, molecular function: ubiquitin-protein transferase activity; protein binding; zinc ion binding.
AGACGCCAAGUGCCGAGGCAGAUGGGAAAAGUGGACCGCUAUCGGUUGCGACUUCCUUCCCCAGAUUCUCCCGUCACUUCCUCCAGAGUCCGAAUUCGCGCCUUGAUCGUCUUGCAUUCAUUUCUACGACGCCAUCCUCAUCCUCGCCCAUGUCAACACAGCAUAUGACAGGGCGAUAACACGAGACAGCCCGACAAUAUGGAGUUUGUCACCGCCCUGCGCGGCACCUUUGACGACCAAAAACCCUCCCUCUUCGAACUUCUCUCCGAGCAACAACUCGCGUCCCUCCUCCCACCCACGCUCCGCUACCUGCUCACCGUCGCGACGCAUCGUCAUCCGCGCUACCUCCUCCGAAUCCUCAACUCGUUCGACGAACUUUACGCCUUCUGCUUCCUCCUCAUCGAGCGUCAUUACUUGCGCACGCGAGGCGGCUCGUUCACCGAGAACUUCUAUGGGCUGAAACGAGAUAAGGCAUUGCGAGGCGAGAUUCCCCGUGCUAGCGCCACGGCACCCCAUGUUGCGCGGGAGACAUUAGGGUUAAGCAACAAGGAUGUGUGGAAGAACCUCGCGGUGCUCGUCGCUGUCCCGUACCUCAAGAGGAAGCUGGACGACGGAUACGAGGUCAAUGCGCCCCGGGCGUUGCUGGGUGCAGCCUACACUCGCAUGCCAGACAAUCCGACGCUCAAGCAAAGAUUCCUGCACUACUAUCGCUGGUUCUUGCGGAAUGUGUAUCCAAGUGUGAACGCGGGGUACUGCUUUGCCAUGCUGGCAUUCAACCUGAGCUACUUGUUCGAUGGGAGUCGGUACCACAGCCCACUCAUGUGGCUGAUCGGGACGAGGGUGCGGCGGAUGAACGGUGCAGAUUAUCAAGCCAUCGAUGCGCUCAACACGACGCAAGCUGGCAAGCUCAAGCGCGGCCACGCGCCAGGGUGGACGAGCUUGCUUAGCCCGAGGGAGCUUGGGCCGAGGAUCCUGGGCGGAUUGUCAGUUGCUCUGCCCAUGAGCAUCUUUGCGCUCAAGUUUCUGGAAUGGUGGUAUCAGAGUGAUUUUGCAAAGCAGCUCACGCGGAAAGCUGCAGAGAACAUUGAGCUCCCGCCACCAGUUCUCACGUCCUUGAAGAACAAGCUGAACAAGAAGGUGGAGAAGAGGGAGGACGAGAAUGGGGAGUUGAUUGCCGAGAACGCACCCAUCGCGACUCCUUCGAUGCUGCCGAUAUACACCGUCGUGCCACCGGACGAUUCGUCUCUGUGUCCGAUAUGCCAAGAAGACAUCGUGACACCGACAGCCUGUCAGACAGGUGUUGUGUACUGCUACACAUGCAUCCAUCGCUGGCUUGAGGGGAUGCACCCGAUGCAGGAGGGAUUCAUGGAGAACAGAGAUGGAAAGUGGGAGAGCGGACAAGGCCGAUGCGCUGUCACGGGAAGACGAGUGCUGGGCGGGACAGAAGGCCUUCGAAGAAUCAUGGUCUGAGGAAUAUUGAGGUCACAUCCCGUCGACACUUGGGGCUAUUGGCUCACCACAAUGUAUGAACAGUAUUGCAUUUGUGGCUUUAGCAUGGCGUUACGCGGCAGUCCACGCGACUGUGGAAGGGGUUGAAAAUUCUAGAGACGACCAUCUAUUCAUGGGAACCCAAUACUGCUCUAUUCUGCCUGGCAUUGGAAUGGGAUGGUGUCUCACCCUGCUGGUGAUGUGAGGCUGGUGUGUCUCACAUGUCCCCUUGAACCCCCGUUUUUGCAGAUUCAACAGG